CUGGUCUGCGUCAGCUUUGUCAUAAAUGUCAAAUUGUGUUUUCCACAAUUUUUUUGUACAAAAAAAUCAAUAAAUAGCGAUUCAGAAAUUUUUAUUGUAACUUGUAAUAGGUGUGGUAAUAGGCAUCUCAAGUCGUUCUAACGACCUAUUGUUUGAUAAAGAUGAUGCAAAGUGCUCAAAAAGAAGCCAUAAUUGAUGUUUUUUCACCCGACUUGCAUAUUCCGGAAAAUUUGAGAUAAUACUGGGAUAAUGUAAGGGAAGAACAUCCCUAACUGAAAUCAAAUGGAUUCAAAGGAACGCCCUGAUGAGCUUUUGAUGCAGGCAAUAUACGAGAAUGACGUGAAUUUCAUUAGUUGUUUUUUGACAAGAGGUUAUUCAUUUCUAUACAUUUUCAAGUAUAAUGAUUUAUUUCUGUGUUUUUAGGCAUCAAUAUAAACAAAAUCUGUCGUAAUGGUAUGACCCCAUUAGGAGCUGCAGCACAAACUGGGAACCUAUCAGUAUUAAAAGCUUUAAUAGAGUACCAUAGUUCUACCUUAAACCUAGACCAUCAAAAUGACAAUUGCAAGCCUCAAUAUUUAAAUUUAAACACAGACUGUCAGAAAAAGUAUAAGAAUAUAGGGUAUUUUGUAGUCUGCAGAGAUGUGGAAGAAAAUGAAUUUGGAGAUGGCCCUACUCCAGAUGGCAUGGAGGCCUUAGAAUGGGAUAUGGAAGUUAAUGACCCUCAAGCAGAAGAACCUAGUGAAGACUCGCCAGAAUCCAAUAUCUACAAGUGGUACGCUAAUAUUCUGACUAGGACUUCAAUAGUGCUUGAGUCACCGGAGAAGGAUAUAAGUAGGUUAGAUAGACACGGGCAAGGUGUCAUACACUAUGCGGUGAACUCUGGUAAUAUUGAAGUUUUAGAAUAUCUUUUGGCCACUAUGGGAAAUGCACUGAGUCUUGAUCAACCUGAUAUAUGUAACUUCAGCCCUCUCCAUUCGGCUUCUGCUAAUGGGCAUGCAGAGAUGGUCAAAUGGCUAAUCAAGAAAGGAGCAGAUGUUAAUGCAGUAGGUGGCAGACAUCGACAUACUCCUCUGCAUGUUUCAGCCAGGUCAGGCAAUUUGGAUGUGAUAAAGGCUCUGGUAGAGGGUGGCGCCAACAUCAACGAGGCAGACACUGAAGGAAGAACCGUACUGACGUUAGCUGUAUCUCAGGGCAACGAGGAAUGUGUCAAGUAUCUGUUAGACCUAGGAGCUAGAGUCAACCAUGAAGAACAUGGUGAAAUUACCGCUCUUAGGUUGGCAGUUUUCGGUGGUAAUGUUCCUGUUGUCAGAUUGCUGCUGGAGAAGGGCGCCCGGAUAGUCCAUUCCCACCACCUGAUGCAUAGCGCCGUUAUGAACAAUUCUUUGGAAAUAAUUCAAAUGUUGCUAGAAUCGGGUGGUCUAGUCAAUGCUAGGGACGAUGAAGGCGGCACGCCGUUAAUGGUCGCCUGUUCACGAAAAAACAUUCCGUUGGCGAGGUACCUAAUAAGUCGGGGUGCUGAUGCCAACCAUGUCAGCCAUGUAGAUGGCAAAACGGCUCUCCAUGUCUGUGCUAUGGAGGUGAGAGAGUCAAAGGCGGCGUCGCAACUUGUUGAGCUGCUGGUUACCAAUGGAGCAGAUAUGAACUUCUCCAGCUAUCAGGGUUUACCUCUACACUACUCCAUUGUUAUGGACAACAAGGCAGUGGCCACCAAGAUGGUUCAAUUAGGGGCUGAUGUCAAUCUCAAAGAUGAGCGCAUAAUUUUUGAUGCGUUGUCGUUUGCAAUGCGUUACGCUGACCUUGAACUUGUCAAAAUGAUUAUUUUCGCCGGGUUUAAGCUCAGUAACAUGCGCUGCGACCCCUGGCAGAUGCGGAAAGAGCAGAUCGAUGCCAAAUGCGAGUUCCUUCAUUAUGUAAAGACAAACCCGCUCAGCCUCAAGGAACUGUCUAGGAUAGUCGUAAGGCGGCAGUUGGGUUGCAGGGAUCUACUUGGAAGUCUCGCGAAAUUGCCACUGCCGCCGAUAAUACAGAAAUAUAUAGCUUUGGAAAUAUUGUAAAAAGAUCAGUGUAGAUACUGUUUGUAGUUUGUACAAAGAUGUGAGUAAUUAAGUGUUAAUGGUACAGAAUCCGAUCAAUAGCCCGAGAAGUAUUUAUGAAGUGAAAUAUGCUGAAAAAGUGUCAGUAAUAGGUUGUCUGAUAAAUCCUGAACAGACGAUUUUUGAUUAAAGAGUGAUGGGUAAUUUUCUGUGAUUGCGUCGUUUUUUUUGUUCCACGGCCAACGUUUCCUUUAUUAAUUUAGUCAAAACCUGAAGUGAGUUGCAAAAAUAUAACGUUAGGUAGCAUCGUUUUAGAUAUUUUAAACCUCAAGUCAGUCAAAAGUACAUCGGUCAACCUGAACUUUAGUUUUAAGGUGAAUGUCGCACGAUCUUUAUUUACUGUGUACCAUACAAUCCAUGGGCGCACAUUAGGAGUAUUUAAGGCUCUCCUAGUUUAUGCUUUAGGUGUAAAAUAUUCUUGGACGAGUGGUGUAUGCAUUUUACAGCUUAGAAAAUCCGUACAUAGAAAUACUUUUUUACCCACUGCUUUAAACUGCCUUCACUGCUUCGAACUAGUUGACUAUGCCUAUAAACCUAACCUGUCCGCCUACGAAUGUUGCUAUAUGCUAUUCAGUGUGUACAUCCAAAAAUAACAAAAAAAAGUUCCUAUAAAUAUGGGUUCAAAGAUGCUUCCCUGCCGAGAUACAGGGCGAUGAAGUUUUAUUUACGAAAUUGAAAAAAAUUAUAUCUAUGGAGUGGGUAAAGAUACUUACUUUUAGACGUUUAGUGUUUAAACCAGCGAUAUAGAAAUUGGACUACCUGGACCCCUAAUAGGAAACAUCUACGCCACUGGUCAUUUCGAAAGAAAAAGAAAAAGGUCAAGAAAAUAAAUUUUUGUCAUCACUCGUUUUGGAGAUAUUUUGGUUUGAACAUCUGAAGUAAAAUCCUAACGUGUUAGCCCCCAUAUUCUGAAAAUACUUACGUUGU
Messenger RNA from Acanthoscelides obtectus, 3020 nucleotides. The record is from the annotation of a GenBank genome assembly. NCBI's taxonomy places the organism in Eukaryota, Metazoa, Arthropoda, Insecta, Coleoptera, Chrysomelidae.